Messenger RNA from Erigeron canadensis, 2901 nucleotides. RefSeq lists its product as uncharacterized. The record is from RefSeq and is a predicted model, not a curated record. NCBI's taxonomy places the organism in Eukaryota, Viridiplantae, Streptophyta, Magnoliopsida, Asterales, Asteraceae. The coding region runs from base 373 to 2754 and encodes 793 amino acids. The transcript has a single exon.
CUUAUUUGACUCACACUCUCCUUCCCACUUUGAACUAUCUCUCUAUCUCUCUCCAACACACAAAGAAACUUCCUCCCAACAACUCCUUCAUCAAAAUUUUCCAAAACAACCAACUUUUAUAACUCGCCGGAGAACCACCAUGAACCACCACCACUUCUCUGAACUCCGGCCACCAUCCACUUUCUAAAACAAUGCUACAUACAAAACAAAAGUUUCAAAUUCUUAACCAUACCCCACCUUAAAAAUAAAUAAAAAAUUCCACACAUACCCACAAGUUUUUUCAACUCAUUUCACUAAAAUAUUAUACCAAAAUCAAGAAAUCUUGAAACUUGACCUCAAAAUCAAGAAAAGCUUGAAACUUUAGUUGUUAUAAUGGCAACGGAGGCCAGUACAGUCAACACUGACCAAAACCCACAAAAACCCACAUCGCCAAAUUCACUCCCACCACCGGAGUCAACGGGGUCAACGCCGGUCAAGACUGUGAACAAAAGAUAUGAAGGGCUUGUAAUGGUCCGUACAAAAGCUAUAAAAGGGAAGGGAGCAUGGUAUUGGUCACAUCUUGAACCCAUUCUUGUUCAUAAUCCAGAUACCGGUUCACCAAAAGCUGUCAAGCUCCGGUGCUGUUUAUGUGGUGCAGUUUUCUCAGCUUCAAAUCCGUCAAGAACAGCUUCUGAGCAUCUGAAACGUGGGACUUGCCCAAAUUUUAGCUCUGAUUCAAACCCACAACCGAUUUCUUCUGUUUCGCCUUCUGGAAUGAUGAAUUUAACAUCUCCGGCGAGUUCUUCCUCGCCGCAAAACCACCGGAAACGGAGCUCCGGCGGAAGGAAUCGGACCUCUGCCGCUCAGUCGGUUUCUCCGAUCACUAUGGUUGAACCGGCUAGGUUUUCUGUUGAUGGGCCUUACCCGGCCCAUUUGACCCGACCAGACGCGGUUCCUGCAUUGCCGGCGCCGGUGAGUGUUAGUAUAAGUAGUGGUAGUGGAUUGUACUCUAUGCAUCAUCAGCAGUACCAUCAGUUGUCAGGUGGGAAAGAUGAUUUAGGUGCUUUAGCAAUGUUGGAAGAUAGUGUGAAAAAACUCAAGUCCCCGAAAACAUCACCACCUGGUCAAACGUUGACCAAGUCACAAAUUGAUUCAUCACUUGAUUUAUUAGCAGAUUGGGUGUAUGAAAAUUGUGGGUCUAUUUCUUUUUCAAGUUUAGUCCAUCCAAAGUUCAAGUCUUUUUUGACUUCACUUGGGUUACCCGAGUUAACCCGGAGAGAACUAGCCGGAGACCGGUUGGACUCGAAGUACUUAAGUGCGAAAACCGAGUCCGAGGCUCGAAUUCGGGAGGCAAUGUUCUUUCAAGUUUCAUCAGAUGGAUGGAAACAAAAGAGUAAUAAUUCAGGUGAAAAUAAGUUAGUGAAUUUGUUUGUAAAUUUGCCUAAUGGAACUAGUGUGUUUAGAAGAGGUGUGUUUGCUAAUGGCUAUGUCUUUUCAAAAUAUGCUGAGGAUGUUUUAAUGGAAACAAUUAUGGAAAUAUGUGGGAAUAAUUUGCAACAAUGUGUAGGGAUUGUUUCUGAUAAGUUUAAGUCAAAAGCUUUAAGGAAUCUUGAAAACCAGCAUCAAUGGAUGGUUAAUAUUUCAUGCCAAUUUCAAGGGGUUAAUAGUUUGAUUAGAGAUUUUAGCAAGGAAUUGCCAUUGUUCAAGAACGUGAGUGAUAAUUGUUAUAAAGUAGUGACCUUUGUGAAUACAAAUUCUCCAGUUAGGAAUUCUUUUCUCAAGUAUCAGUUUCAAGAAUCAGGUCGAGCCCGGUUGUUAAGGGUGUCUUUCGGUAGCGAGUUUGAAUUCGAACAUGUUUUUGAUAUGGUAGAUGAUUUGUUAACUUAUGCUAGGGUGUUGCAAAUGGUUUUUCUUGAUGAGAGUUAUCAAAAAGUUUCAAUGGAGGAUCAAACGGCUAGGGAGAUUGAAGAAACAUGGAGAAAUCCUCAUUUUUGGAGGGAAAUGGAGGCGGUCCAUUCAUUGGUUAAGUUGAUUAAAGGCAUGGCUCAUGAGAUUGAGAAAGAAAGACCGCGAAUUGGGCAAUGUUUGCCUCUUUGGGAGGAACUUAGAGUGAAAAUCAAGGAAUGGUGUUUGAAGUAUCAAAUGAAUGAGAUUCAUGUGGAAAAGGUUUUUGAUAAAAGGUUUAAGAAAAACUAUCAUCCUGCUUGGGCAGCUGCGUUUAUACUUGAUCCGUUUUAUCUGAUUCGAGAUAGAAGUGGCAAGUAUUUGCCUCCUUUCAAAUGCUUAACCCCAGAGCAAGAAAAGGAUGUUGACAAGCUUAUAACACGCCUUGUGUCGCGAGAAGAAGCUCAUAUUGCUUUAAUGGAGCUAAUGAAAUGGCGAACGGAUGGGCUUGAUCCAGUUUAUGCUCAAGCCGUGCAACUCAAACAAAGAGAUCCCCUCACGGGUAAAAUGAAAAUAGCAAACCCACAGAGUAGUAGGCUCGUUUGGGAAACUUACUUAACCGAGUUCAAUUCUUUGAGGAAAGUCGCGGUGAGGUUGAUCUUUCUUCAUGCAACUUCAUGUGGGUUCAAAUGGAAUUGGUCUUUUCCAAAAUGGGCGCAAUCAAGAAACGCAAUGGAAAAGGCCCAAAAGUUGAUCUUCAUCGCGGCUCAUUCAAGGCUCGAGAAGCAGGAGUUUUCGGAUGAUAAUGAUAAAGAUGCGGACUUCUUUGCAAUGGCUAAUGGUGACGAUGAUAUGGUGAAUGAGGUUAUGUUUGAUGCACCUACACCGUAAAAAUUCCAUCUUUUACUUGCCUUUUGAUUAUAUUAUUCAUAGUUUAUUUAUUCAGGAUUUAUUUUUUCUUGGCUAUUUAUUUUAAUCUCUAUUGUAGAUGAUUUUGGUACCAUUCCUUGAGGGUGAAAUGGUAAAUUUUGUGAGAAA